UAUUUCUCUGAGGAUAAAAUUAAUAAUAAUUACUGAACAGCUUUAUAAGUUAAAUUUAGUAGAAACCAUGUGUAAUGGUAUGUUCACACCAAAAGUUCAUGUGCUUAUUUUGCCUUGUACCUCUUAUCAGGUCUCUUCCAUGGGUGACAGGGGAACAACCAAUCACUCAGAAAUGACUGACUUCAUUCUUGUAGGCUUCAGGGUGCGCCCUGAGCUCCAUCUUCUCCUCUUCCUGCUAUUUCUGCUUGUGUAUGCCAUGAUCCUUCUGGGGAAUGUUGGGAUGAUGAGCAUUAUUAUGACUGACCCCCGACUGAACACACCAAUGUAUUUCUUCCUAGGCAAUCUGUCCUUUGUUGAUCUCUCUUAUUCAUCAGUCAUUGCACCCAAGGCUAUGAGCAACUUCUGGUCUGAGAACAAGGCCAUCUCCUUUGCAGGCUGUGUGGCCCAGUUCUUUCUCUUUGCACUCUUCAUUGUCACUGAGGGGUUUCUCCUGGCAGCCAUGGCUUAUGACCGCUUCAUUGCCAUCUGCAACCCACUCCUCUAUCCGGUUCAGAUGUCAACAAGUCUCUGCACUCAGCUGGUGGUGUGUUCCUACUUUUGUGGUUGUAUCAGCUCAGUUCUUCAGACUAGCAUGACAUUUACUCUAUCCUUUUGUGCUUCUCGGGCCAUUGACCAUUUUUACUGUGAUGUUCGACCACUUGAGAGAUUAUCAUGUUCUGACUUGUUCAUCCAUAAAAUGGUAUCUUUUUCCUUAUCCAGCAUCAUUAUUUUGCCUACCAUCAUAGUCAUUGUUAUUUCUUACGUGUAUAUUGUGUCCACAGUUCUAAAGAUACACUGCACAGAGGGACGAAAGAAGGCCUUCUCCACUUGUAGCUCGCACCUGGGAGUAGUUGGUGUUCUGUAUGGUGCUGUCUUUUUCAUGUAUCUCACUCCUGACAGAUUUCCUGAACUGAGUAAAGUAGCCUCCUUAUGUUACACCCUCAUCACACCUAUGCUGAAUCCUUUGAUUUACUCUCUGCGGAACAAUGAUGUAAAAGAGGCUCUAAAAAAACUUUUAGAGAAGAAAAAGAUUAUUCUUUAAUUAUAAA
Molecule: messenger RNA, 1088 nt
Organism: Castor canadensis (American beaver)
Lineage: Eukaryota; Metazoa; Chordata; Mammalia; Rodentia; Castoridae
Product: olfactory receptor 9K2-like
Biological process (GO): G protein-coupled receptor signaling pathway
Cellular component (GO): membrane
Molecular function (GO): olfactory receptor activity; G protein-coupled receptor activity
Source: RefSeq, a predicted model, not a curated record